Molecule: messenger RNA, 3309 nt
Organism: Xiphophorus maculatus (southern platyfish)
Lineage: Eukaryota; Metazoa; Chordata; Actinopteri; Cyprinodontiformes; Poeciliidae
Gene: gga3a
Product: golgi associated, gamma adaptin ear containing, ARF binding protein 3
Exons: 17
Coding region: 42-2282 (746 amino acids)
Biological process (GO): vesicle-mediated transport; intracellular protein transport
Cellular component (GO): trans-Golgi network
Molecular function (GO): ubiquitin binding; small GTPase binding; phosphatidylinositol binding
Source: RefSeq, a predicted model, not a curated record
GCAGCAGGAGUCACGCGUUGUUUCUCUUCGAGAGAACAAAUAUGGCGGAUGAUGGAGAGUCAUUGGAGUCUUGGCUUAAUAAAGCCACCAAUCCCUCCAACAGACAGGAAGACUGGGAGUACAUAAUGGGUUUCUGUGAUCAAAUUAAUAAGGAGCUCGAAGGUCCUCAGAUAUCUGUCAGACUGCUGGCACACAAGAUUCAGUCCCCUCAGGAGUGGGAGGCAAUGCAAGCACUAACGGUUCUUGAAGCAUGUAUGAAAAACUGUGGACGACGAUUUCAUAAUGAAGUUGGAAAAUUUAAGUUUUUAAACGAGUUGAUAAAGGUGGUCUCACCCAAAUACCUAGGAGACAGAGUUUCAGAUAAAGUAAAGACGAAGGUCAUAGAAAUGCUGUAUACUUGGACUGUGUCUCUUCCUGAUGAAGCGAAGAUCUGUGAGGCCUAUCAGAUGCUGAAAUCCCAGGGUAUUGUUGUAGUUGACCCUGAAGUCUCCCUGAAUGCCACAUUAAUCCCCUCACCUUCUCCACGUCCCAAGAAUCCUGUAUUUGACGAUGAGAAAAAGAGCAAGAGAUUAGCAGAACUUCUGAAAAGCAAAAAGCCCGAAGAUCUUCAAGAGGCAAAUCGGCUCAUCAAGAACAUGGUGAAGGAGGACGAGGUGCGAUCACAGCGAGCCACAAAGCAAAAAAGCACGCUGGAGGCUGUCAGCAACAGUGUGAAACUCCUUAGUGAAAUGCUCGCUCACUUCAGCCCAGAAGACUCCACUGAGGAAGAUAAGGAGCUUAUAAAGGAAUUAUACAAUGACUGUGACAAGCUCAGACAAACAGUAUUUAAACUGGCUACUGAGACCGAGGAUGAUGACAGCAGCUUGGGAGAGAUCUUGCAGGCCAAUGAUGACCUCUCCAGUGCAAUUAAUUCCUAUAAGAAGAUAGUUGAAGGGCAGUCCAUCAGCGGAGACUCUGACUUUGCACAAGGGACUCAGACUCCAGCCACACAAGGCUCUGCAGGCACAAACAAGUCAGAGAUCCUUAUUGACCUGGUGGGUCUUGACGCCAAGAGUCCUUCUCAGCCCAAACACGAACCUCAAGCAUCUUCUCUGGUUUUUUCGGGCGACUUGCUUUGCGGAUCGACGACCACCGAGCUUCAGUCCAAGUCUGCAGCUGCACCCUCCGCUGCCCUCUCCCUGCUGGACGAGGAGCUGCUAUCUCUAGGCCUUAAUGAUCCUGGGCCUGUAGUCAAUGAAUCAAGCACCUCAAAUCAGAGCAAUCAUUUACCACCUUCACAGGACUCCGGUCAAGAUUUGGCUCUUUUCGACUCCAGUUUGUCUCCUGCCUUUGAUGCACUUUCAGCACCUUCGCUGUUUCAACAAGCCCUCUCUACAACACUAGCGCCAGUGACUUCAACCAGAACAACUACAACUUCCUCUGCCUCCAACUUCCCCGCCCCCGCCUUUUUCACGCCUCCAGCUGCUACGGCUUCAGAUUUGCCAGCGUCGGUCAUAUUCCCACCGCCGCUCGGCUUGGCGCUGACCGCCUCGGUGCCGGCAGGGCCUUCACCUUCACACAGCGCGACCGCACCAGCCUUCUCUACCGGACGUCAGCAUGUCUCCUUACCUGGGGUCUUCCAGCCCGCUGUAUCCUCUCUCAGUCACAAUUUACAAGACCUCGCAAUGCUGGAUCUGGGCGGGAGUGAUAAUCACAGUGGAACGUCGACUUCAGCGAUGACGACUGGGAUGCAAGGGUGGUCUACUCCUCCAGCCCUCCGAAGUCACCCAGACGACAGCCCUCUGCUGCGCUCCUUGUCUCCCAUUCAGCCCAUGAGCCAGGCAAGUCCAAGCAAAGGAGGCGAGGUUUCCCUGGCUGCUGUUUUUGUUCCUCUGGAGGCCAUCAAACCAAGUACGCUCUGUCCUGUGACGGCGUAUGACAAAAACGGAGUCCGUGUCCUGCUCCAUUUUGCCUCCGACUGUCCCCUCGGGAGGCCCGAUGUUCUGGUGAUGGUGGCGUCGAUGCUCAACACCGCCCCACAGCCUGUUAGGAACAUAGUUCUCCAGGCUGCUGUACCCCGGACGAUGAAGGUGAAGCUGCAGCCGCCCUCCGGAGCAGAGCUGGCCCCUUUCAAUCCAAUUCUUCCUCCUGCUGCCAUCUCUCAGGUCGUGCUGCUUGCCAAUCCUCUGAAGGAAAAAGUUCGGAUGAGAUACAAACUGAUGUUUACGCUGGGAGAGCAGUCCUUCACAGAAGUGGGGGAGGUGAACGACUUUCCACCUGCUGAUCGAUGGGGGGCUCUAUAGUUACAUUUUCUCAUUAUUUUAAGAGCCGUCUUUUGCAGUUUUGUGUGUCGGUGCAAAGCUAAAAAAGACUUCAAAUUAAAAAGGUUUAGUUAAAUACAAACUUGAAUAAACCAUGACGGGUUAAAGAUGGUCCAGUAAAGACAGCAUCAAAGUUCGACCUGUGAUUACAAACCAGUGUGACCUGAUAUCUGAAUGUGGAUAAUGGUGUUGAAGUCAGUCAUUAAUUAUAAUUAAAUUAAUAUUUUUCUUUUAAUUUAUUUUUAAUAUUUAAACCUGUUUGUGUCAUCUGACUGAACUGAACAACAAAACAAGCAAAAUGUUCUCAUUUUUGAUAUUUCCAGUUAAACUCUGGCAUCAUGUGUGAUUAAUGCAGGUGAAUAAAGGUCCAGAGAUAAACAGGUUUAUUUUAAGGUUUUAACAGAGACUUGACUUCUGGGGUUUACACUUCUAUGGUUUUCAGUAUUCUCAUUACGCAUUUGAUUAAUUUGUGAAUGGAAGAAUCAUAUCUGUUAACAUUCCAGACAAAAACCCAAACAAACUGUGCCGUUAGUCUGCAUUCUCGCCUGACAGAAAUGGGGUUCGGUGCACCUUAUUUUCACCAGAUGUUCUGACAUGUAUGCGUUUUUAACCAACCUUGAAGAGGAUCUGCUUACAGGAAAUAAGGAGCUGCUAGAAUCAUACUGUUUAAAAUCAAUACAACAGCAUGAAUAUUGUACAUUUUCUUCUGCCGCUGCUGUUAAAUGAUGUGGAAACUCAGCUAAGGAGUUAGAUCAGUGUGUGUGGGAGCUUCAAAUUAGAAAUGUUUUGCUCUUUUGUUAUUUAUGUCCUAAAACAAUAAAAUAAAUAGGGUUUUUUUGUGAGUAAGAGGGUAUUUAAAAACAUUAAAUCUGUCGGUGGUAUAUACAACUUUCUUUACAUAUUUCUUUUAAAAGUAUUUAUUUGGGGUUGUUGAAUUGUCAUUGCAUAUUUUUGAGAAGCUUUUUCUGUGCAUGGAAACAAUAAAAGAGAUGAAUCUAUUUGUACUAUA